CUUUCCACAGUACAAUACUGGCAUUGGCUGGCGAGCGGAGCCGCCUUGGAUAGUUCACACCCCCGGGGCACCCUAAAAUGUCGACAACAGCAAAAAAGGUCAAGAAGGACCGACUAUCUCUUGGGGGAACCUCGAUCCCAAAGAAGAAGCAUGUGAAGAGUUCCCAGUUCAAACUGAUCACAGCAAAGCUGUACGUUCACCUUCCACCGGCUUUUGUUGGCAAUGAGGAAGAGGGUGUGUCAGAGCACCUCAGCAAAUUUCUUAUGCGAUACGUACCGGAAGUCGACGGUGUUGUUCUCGCGUACUCUGACGUGGAGGUGCUUGAAGACUCAGCGCGCAUCCUCUACGAUAGUCCAUUUAUCCACUUAUAUGUCCGAGCAAAACUUCUUACCUUUUCCCCCUCACUGAAGGCCAACUUGGUUGGCGUUGUGAACAAAGUCUCCCCUGAUCAUAUUGGUCUUCUCGUCCAUGGUGUUUUCAACGCAUCGAUACCUGCCGAUCAGAUACGCCGUAAAGAGUUUAAGUGGGAUGAGAAUGCAGCAGGAUGGAGGCGAUCGCGUGGUGCAGACGGGGAGGAGAUGGUAGUGGGACCAGGCUCCGUCAUCAGAUUCACAGUCACAGACCUUACAAAGGCGAAGGAGAUGUUGACAAUAGUGGGAUCACUUGUCACGGAUCCCGACAACACCGGGGUUAUUGUAUCACCCGAUCUUCCACCAGCACCACUUCCUGAGCUCCAUGAAGAAGAGGAGGAAGACUUUGGCGUGACGCCAAUGGAUGGGGUCGAAGAGAACGGAGAGUCACCGAAACCUGAAGGAACACCAGAUAUAACUAGCUCUCAAGCAACCCCAAGACCAACUGCAACAUCUGCAAAGCUAACCCCCGCAUCAGCUAAGAGGAAGCGCACCCAAGUGGAAGUGGAAGAAGAUGAGAAGAAACCUCUAACACCCACAGCCGCGCACAUCGAAGCUGCUGAGGAACAGGAGACGCCGUCACAGAAGAAACCUAAAAAGAAAAAGCAGAAAAUAAAGGAGGAAGGAGAGACAGUACAAGUGAAGAAGGAGGAGGAGGAGAGUGAUGGUGCGGAGAAGGAGAAAGGAAAAAAACGAAAUACCAGAGGAAAGCGAGAAGGCAGAACACCGAAAAAGGAGGCGAAGGAGGCGCCGGUUGAAACUGGGGCUGCAACAUCCGACGACAAACUGGUAGUAAAAUCAGAGGGAGAGACAAGCGCGAAGAAAAAGAAGAAGACUAAGACGGAGAAAAGCUGAAUUUCCAAAGCUAACCAGCUCCAGAUAGUGUCGGCGCGAGUACGGUGCUGGUCGUAUAUUUGCGCCGUGUAACAUACGGUGAAUAGAAUUGUCCUUAACAUGCUAUUUACAAUCACUCUCCA
Messenger RNA from Spizellomyces punctatus DAOM BR117, 1387 nucleotides. RefSeq names its product DNA-directed RNA polymerase I subunit RPA43. The transcript has 4 exons. Gene Ontology annotation, biological process: DNA-templated transcription initiation; DNA-templated transcription. The coding region runs from base 78 to 1265 and encodes 395 amino acids. The record is from RefSeq and is a predicted model, not a curated record. Lineage: Eukaryota; Fungi; Chytridiomycota; Chytridiomycetes; Spizellomycetales; Spizellomycetaceae. Gene Ontology annotation, cellular component: RNA polymerase I complex.